Molecule: messenger RNA, 733 nt
Organism: Nicotiana tabacum (common tobacco)
Lineage: Eukaryota; Viridiplantae; Streptophyta; Magnoliopsida; Solanales; Solanaceae
Source: RefSeq, a predicted model, not a curated record
UCUCCUUCAUCGUCCCGCCCCCAACUGAAUAUAUUUUUCUUUUGGAUUCUUAGUUCCAUUCCACCUCCCUACUCAUUUCUUCUUCCCUUUUAAAUAUUCCCUCAUUAUUUAAAAUACGCCGAACUCACCGGCCAUUUUUUCCGGUGAAAAAUUACGAAAAGAAAAAGAAAAAGAAAAGAAGAGAAACAAGGCACUAAAGAUGAUUUUUAGGAUGGAUGGGAAGAAUUUUUGUAACAGAAACGGCGAAACGGGGGAUAACGGUCGAACUAUCAAAGAGGUCCGCUACCAAAGAAUUAGGAGUUAUAACAUUCAUAAAAGGUGAAAAAGUCCGACGAGAUAGUCAUCGGAAAAAAUGGUAUCAAUAUGCUCUAAUCUACGAGACGCCGACCAACUGUGAUGAUAGCGGUGGACCUUCUAGGUAUUGCUUUCUUAGAGUGAAGAAAUUUUACAGUAAUAAAGCUCUUUCAUUUUUAUUUGAUGGUCCUUCAUUUGAUCAAGCAAUUAAAGAGUUUAACAAUAUAUUUUUAGAUGCUACUAAAAAUCAAUGAAAAGCGUGGGUUGACAAAAUUUCACAUAUUUCCCGACUACUGGUUGCCUAACUGGAGAGAAAUGAUUUUUUUUUUACAGCAAAUAGGUAAGAUGUAACUUUUUUAUAAGUAUGAUUUAUUUUCCAUUGAGAUUUUUGUUGUUUUUUAAUAGGACAAAUAAAUUAGAACACAAAAAAAAAGUGAGA